Phyllotreta striolata is the source of this 1232-nucleotide messenger RNA. The record is from the annotation of a GenBank genome assembly. NCBI's taxonomy places the organism in Eukaryota, Metazoa, Arthropoda, Insecta, Coleoptera, Chrysomelidae.
UCGGGAAGCACAAAAGAUUUUUCCUGCACGUUCGAACACAUUUAUUCGCAAAGAUGCUGACAAAUUUUCUAAUAAUGACCGAUAAAGACAGGAAGGAGGCGGCCGCCUUGGAGGCGAGGCGGCGCCGCGACGAGGAGAGGAGGAAGAGGAUUUUCAAUCCUCGCGUUCGAAUUAUGGGAGUCGACAUCGACGGCUUGGACCGCCAAGUCGAAGAAAGGAAGCAAAAAGAAGCGGAAGACAAACGCCUGGCGGAAUUGUUCUACGACCAAAUGAAGAAAUCCGAUGACUAUGCUAUGUUCAUGCACGACAAAGAGAGACAGGAACGCCUUUGUUACAAUCAAUCGAUCAACGAGUACAGAAAAAGCUACCAGCGGUUCGAAGACAGGCGCGAAUUCGAUUUGAACGAUCCUGGAUACAUCAGGAACCAAGUACCAUGUCGAGGUGAAGUGGACGAUCCCAAAUUGGGUGUAUCUGCUGCGCAAAAAUUCGAGGGCGAGGAUUUGGUGUCUGACCAACGGCGCAAAAUACAGAAAGAGGAGGUCCAAUCGUGGCUGGGACAGCAGAUGAAAGAGCGCGAAUUGGCGGAGAAGGACCAAAAAAUGGCGGAGGCAGCUUAUCACGCGGCGUUGCUGGCUCGCGAUCAAAGAGCCCUGCAAUUGGAGGCGUUGGACAAAGAUUGCAGGGUGAAGGUGCAGAAGGCUUGCAUUAAAUUUAACGAGGCUUUGAUGAAAGAGAAGGCGUACGAGAAGCAGCAAAGGGAGAAGGAGGAUACGGAGGAUAAAAUGGCGGAUAUAUGCAACUUUUUGAACAGCGAUCUGAUGACUGAAAAUCCUAACGUGGCGCAAAGCAAUCUCGGCCCGAACAGGAAAAUUUGCGCUAAUUUCAAAGGAAUGUCUCCCGAACAACAGAAGGCUAUAACCGUUGAGCUGCAAAACCAAAUUGAAGAGAAGAGGAAAAAGAAGGAACAAGAGCUUAGGAGAGAAAUGGAAAUGGACAAUUACGUAAAUGGGGUGAAUCGGGAAAUUUUCCUCAUGGAUCAAGAAAUAUCGGCUAAAAAGAAGAAAAUGUACAAGGAAAUUAGCGAGGAAAAUAUGAGGUUGGCCGAAGAACAGAAGACCAGGAAGAAAUUUUUGGAUAAGGUGGUUUAUACCGGGUAUCCUUCGGAUGAAUUUUAUGAUCAGUUUAACAGGGGCAGUAGAUAAAUUUUGCAAUGUGAUAAAACUAUAUUUUUA